AUGGCCACCUCAACCCAGCCUACCGGCUCCUCGAUACCGGCCUUCAAAACCGCAUUCCUAGAAUCCUGCCUCUCCGCCAACGUCCUUACCUUCGGUACCUUCACCCUCAAAUCCGGUCGAAAAUCGCCUUACUUCUUCAACGCCGGCUCCUUCCACACCUCCGCCCUCCUCUCCGCGAUCUCCACUGCCUACGCCCACACAAUCAUCUCCUUCCUCGCGUCCAAUCCUUCUAUCCCAAAACCGGACAUCCUCUUCGGUCCGGCUUAUAAAGGGAUCCCAAUCGCUUGCUCAACAUUACUCGAACUCUACCGUCUUGACCCGGAAACAUGGUCGCCCGUCUCCUACAGCUUCAACCGCAAAGAGGCCAAAGAUCAUGGUGAAGGCGGAAAUAUCGUAGGUGCCGGGUUAAAAGGGAAAAAUGUGCUAGUUAUAGACGAUGUGAUCACGGCGGGCACCGCUAUGAGGGAGACAAUAAACCUGGUCGCUAAGGAGGGGGGCAAGGUGGUGGGGCUCGUAGUUGCGCUGGAUCGGGUAGAGAAAAUGCCCGGGCCAAGAGAAAAGGAGGAGGGGGUUGAUGAUGGAGAGCCGAGAAUGAGCGCUAUAGGGCAGAUCAGGUCGGAAUUUGGUGUGCCAACGGCGAGUAUCGUCACGUUGGACGAUCUGAUCGCGGUGUUAAAGGGCAAAGGGGAUGAGAAUGAUCUAAAGAGGCUGGAGGAGUAUAGGAGGAGAUAUCUGGCUAGCGAUUGA
This is a messenger RNA of Venustampulla echinocandica, 747 nucleotides long. RefSeq lists its product as uncharacterized. Gene Ontology annotation, molecular function: orotate phosphoribosyltransferase activity. Bases 1 to 747 code for a protein of 248 amino acids. The transcript has 3 exons. The record is from RefSeq and is a predicted model, not a curated record. Gene Ontology annotation, biological process: 'de novo' pyrimidine nucleobase biosynthetic process; pyrimidine nucleotide biosynthetic process; pyrimidine ribonucleoside biosynthetic process. Gene Ontology annotation, cellular component: cytoplasm. Lineage: Eukaryota; Fungi; Ascomycota; Leotiomycetes; Helotiales; Pleuroascaceae.